AUGAAGUGGGCUACUAUCACCACGGCUUUACUGCCAUUGGCCUCGGCCAGCGGCUUUACUCGUCAGCAAUAUGCCUCGGGAGAGGUUAUGGAGCUGAUGAUGAAUGGCAAGGAGUCUGCCUGGGCCAAGCAACGUGCUGCUGGUAACUUCGACAGCGCCAGGUGGAGCGGCUUCGAGCAAAAGAGGGCCGACAAGAGCGUUAUCAAGUGCAAGCAUGGUCGCGUCGAGGCUGUGAAGAACGACCCAGACCAGACGUACAGGUGCAACAACAUUGACUUGUACGACUUCAAGACACACGCCGAGCUCGGUGACCCUAUCGGAGACGGCUCUGGAUCUUGGGGAUGGACACACCGUGGCCGUGAAUUCAUUGCCAUCGGCCAAACCUACGGUGCUUCCUUCUCUGAGGUUACCAAGGAGGGCAAGCUCGAGUACCUUGGUCGUCUUCCCGCCCAGAAUGACUCUGUCAUCUGGCGUGAGAUCAAAGUCCUCGGCGACUCUCUCAUUGUUGGGUCUGAAGGUAUUGGACAUCACGUCCAGAUCUUUGACCUGAAGAAGCUGCUCAAGCUUUCUCCCAAGAAGCCUUACACCUUUGACAAGGUUAAGGAUGUUGCUCUUGUCGACAUCAACCAGGGUAUCAAGGGUCGUACCCACACCGUCGUCGCCAACGAGGAGAAGAACUACGCCGUUGCCUGCGGAGCCGGCGGUCGACCAGGCCGUAACGAUACUUGUGCUGGUGGUCCCAUGUUCAUCAACAUGGAGAACCCAGCCAAGCCCUAUGUUGAGGGAUGCUUUUCCGGUGACGGGUACGUUCACGACAGUCAAUGUAUCGUUUACCGUGGUCCUCACAAGAAAUACUACGGACGGGAUAUCUGCUUCUUGUACGCAGAAGACACUUUAACGAUCAUUGAUGCAACUAAUAAGAAAGGCUUUGGCACUGCUGGAAAGAUGAUUUCUCGCACUCCAUAUGUCGGUGCUUCCUACACCCACCAGGGCUGGGUUAUUGACCCCUACUGGCAAACCCACAUUGUUAUGGACGACGAGCUCGACGAGGGCCAGAUCGAUCCUAACCGCACUGCUGUAGACUCUCCCGCGAAAGACGGCUUUGCAGUCACCUACAUUGUUGAUAUCCAGAACCUCGAGAAGCCCUUCGUCAGCGGUCUUUACAAGACCACUGUCCGCUCCGUCGACCACAACCAGUACGUCUACGAUGGUCUUUCCUACCAGUCCAACUACCAGGCUGGUCUCCGAAUUCUUGACGUCUCUUCGAUUCCAAAGUAUCCGGAUGGUUCGAAGAUCAAGGAAAUUGCUUACUUCGAUGUCUACCCUGGCGAUGACGCCAAGCCCGGCGGUGGUGACGCUCUCUGGGACGCUGGUACCUGGUCCGCCUACACCUUCGACUCUGGCUACGUUGUCAUCAACACCAUUGACCGUGGUGUCUUUGUUGUCAAGCAGGCCGAUGUCAAGGGCCGCAAGAAGGGCAAGGGUCAGUUCUGGAAGGACUAG
Molecule: messenger RNA, 1503 nt
Organism: Bipolaris sorokiniana ND90Pr
Lineage: Eukaryota; Fungi; Ascomycota; Dothideomycetes; Pleosporales; Pleosporaceae
Exons: 3
Coding region: 1-1503 (500 amino acids)
Cellular component (GO): extracellular region
Source: RefSeq, a predicted model, not a curated record